AUGGAGUCGGACCAGGCCCGCCGGCUGCUGGCCAAGUACGUGCCCGAGAUACGACUGCACAGCCGGGAGCGCUACUUCCCCACCAACGCGGAGACCUUCCUGGACGUCGCCGGGCUGCUGAAGCUCACCCCACGCCGCAAGCCAGAGAGCGGCGGGCCGCCGAUGCGCGAGGCGCUGUUCGAAUCGGGCGAGCUGAACCGCGAGAACCUAAUGGCCGCGGCGACAGGAGCGGCCGAGGCGCCCCAGGGCGACAAACACGAGCUGCAGCUGGUGCUGCACGAGCGCCAUCGCACCAGAGCGGCCCUGGAGGCGCUGCCAGAUGUGCCUAUCUACGGCCACGUGAGGGAGGUCAGGCUGCUCGACGAGAAUGGGGAACCGCGGGGGGAGCUGGUGGCUCUGGAGGUCGUGUACGCGUUCUUCUUCAUGUUCAACGGCAACCUGAGGGCGGCCAAGGUGGUGCCGGUGGGGUCCCACACCGCGGACUGGGAGCACCUGACCAUGCGGCUGGACCCGACGGGGGAACACCUGCAAGGUAUUUACUACAGUGCGCAUCGGACCAUUGAUGGCGACUGGGUGCCAGCAUCCAAGAUACCCAUGAGCAAAGGCAGGCCAGUCGCCUACUGUGCACUUAAUGGGCAUGGGUGCUUUCCCAAGCCAGGGAUCCAGCCCCGGAUAUUCUUCCUUGUCAAUGACCGCUGCGACGGCAAAGGGCCAGUCUGGAGGCCCCAAAAGGUUGUCCUGCUGGGCAGUCUGCCUCCCAAAGCGGAUCCUGUGGCCUCUCGUGGAUCUGCCCUGCCCAAGAAUCAGCGGCUGGCUGCGGCCAGGGGGUCGACCGAUGAUACCGAUGAGGCUGUUGAGAUUGACGAGAACGUGCCAUAUUGGGUGGACUUCGACGAAUGGUGGGGAACCGUCAGGAACCCCUGUCAUCAAAAAUGGUUCAAAAAAGCGGAGAACCCAGUCUCGCGGGGGUGGUUCCGGAGGGUGUUCUUCCCCACGUGCUUUGAUCCACCAGAAGCGAUUUGA
Messenger RNA from Ostreobium quekettii, 1023 nucleotides. NCBI's taxonomy places the organism in Eukaryota, Viridiplantae, Chlorophyta, Ulvophyceae, Bryopsidales, Ostreobiaceae. The record is from the annotation of a GenBank genome assembly.